Molecule: messenger RNA, 1952 nt
Organism: Macadamia integrifolia
Lineage: Eukaryota; Viridiplantae; Streptophyta; Magnoliopsida; Proteales; Proteaceae
Exons: 15
Coding region: 1-1695 (564 amino acids)
Source: RefSeq, a predicted model, not a curated record
AUGGAAAACUUUGGAAACCCAAGGAUCAUUCUAGCCUUCAGACCUAUUCUCCUGAAUGCAAAAAGGUUGUGCUUCUUGGUGUCGAUAGGAAUCAAGAAUGCUACUAAUUCUCCUUCUAUUUUGACUGCUUUCAGCCUGUGCCUCACUGGAGGAAAGGAAGUUCACAAUGCGAUAGUGAGCAGCAUACAGGAUUUAGCAAAAGUUUUCUCAGGCUACCAAGAUGAAGUAUUGGUAAAACGUGAAGAAUUGCUCCAAUUUGCACAAGCUGCAAUUUCAGGGUUGAAAAUUAAUGCUGAUCUUGCAAGGAUAAAUGCUGAAACUUCAAGUCUGCAGCAAAAAGUUGACAGAAUGAGAGAAUCCCAGGUGUCCUCAACUGAAGGUCAUUCAGAGACAUCUGAGAAAACAACUAUUGCAACGUUUAAGGCUCUAAAAGAAGCACUUGCAGAAGUUCGACUUUGUUCUAGAUUUGAAGCACUAUUGCUACAGAAAAAAUCACUGAACAAUGGGGACUCGCCUGAGAUUCAUGCUCAGAAGGUUGAUAAGUUGAAAAUAUUGGCAGAAUCUCUUGCUACAUCCAUCUCAAAGGAUGAAAAGCGCAUUACAGAUCACAGGCGCCAGAAAGAUGAGGCUCUUGACUUUCGCGUGUCAAAAGCCAAUGAAGUUGGUGAAAUUGAGAAGGAAUUAGCUGCUGAGAUUGCAAAACUUGAGAAGCAAAGAGAUGACCUUGAAGCUGAAUUGAAGAAGGUUAACAACUCUUUGGCUGCUGCACGUGCACGCCUUCACAACACUAGGGAAGAGAGAGAUCAAUUUGAUGAAGCAAAUAAUCAAAUUGUUGCACACUUGCAAACAAAGGAAGGUGAGCUGUUGAGAUCCAUUGCUUCAUGUAGAUUAGAAGCAGACGUUGUAAAUACAUGGAUCAAUUUCCUGGAGGAUACUUGGGUUCUCCAGUCAUCAUACACAGAGCAGAAAGAGAAGCAGGUCAAUGACGAGCUGGAGAGAUGUGGAGGUUAUUUUAUUAAUUUGGUCACCCGUUAUCUUUCUGUUUAUAAGGAUGAAUUGGGCCCUUCUAUCAGCCGCAUCAAGAAAUUUGUGGACAACUUGAAGAAUUUGGCUGGGGGCAGGUCUGAGAUGCUGUCUGGUUUAGAUGGUGAGAAUGCAAAAACCAUAGACCCACGAAGGAAUCUGGAAGAGGAAUAUCUGGACUGUGAAGCAAAGAUUGUAACUACCUUCAGUGUAGUGGAUAAAAUGAAAGAGAAGUUUUAUGCUUUACACGGAAAAAAUUCCUGGAAAGAUGAUCGAAGAGUCAAAGAGCUGCUUGGUUCCAUUGAAGAACUGAGAGAGGAGUUUGACUCCAUUGAGCGACCAACCUUGGAGAUCGAGACUCCAUCCCCUAGGGAAGAGGCACCAUCUGGUGAGAGGUUAGAGGAGGCUCCAUCUCCUUCUUCCCCUGCACAGACCAUUCAUACAAUUCCUUCCCCUACAGGGACUGUUGAUACAUUGCCAUCUAAGAACGAUGAGCCUCCAAAAUCAACUAUAGUCAAAGCAGAGCAAUCGUUGGACCCUGAAGCUGAACUGGCAAAGCUGGAGUCAGAUAUUGGGAAUGUCAGCAGAGAUUAUACAGAGGAGAUUGGUGGCUGGGAAUUUGAUGAGCUGGAAAAAGAAUUGAGAUCGGACGACUUGGGAGCAAGCAAAUAAGACUAGUUUUUCUGUUGAAAUGAGCACUCAUGGUAUUCAAUGCAUCUUUUGUAUAUUGUAUGUAGCUAUUAAUCAUGUAGGCAACAAUUAACCAUCUAGCAACCCCAGAAAAGUUGCCUUUGGACUGGUUAUAUUUGUAAUGAUGACCCACAUCAGCUGAGAUCUGUUUAAUCAGGUGUAAAUAAUUUAACUUGUAAUCAUGUAAUAUUUGUAAGUUAUUUAGGAAAAAAAAAAAAUGUAAUGUUAAAUUGUUUGCA